UACAAAUGUCUGUAUAUAGAUUGGUUUUGUUGAUUUAUCUAUCACACAAACAUAACACAACCAAAAAAUGAAACGUUAUUAGUUGUUCAAGUUUUACAACUUAAUUUAUUUUCAGCUUUCAAUAUAUUUUUACUGUACAGUAUAAUUUUAACCCACAAUAGUAAACAAAAGUAUAACUGUUUAUACUUAUUUAUAUAGUGUAUUGCUUGCAAUUUUAGAAGGCAUGUUUUAUAUUUUUCAUAUAUUGCUAUUAUAUUUAUACGCUUCCGUUAAUUACACGUUUGCUGAAGAAUAUUCAAAAGCAGAAAAUAAUAAACAAGAGGUGCUGUUAUGUAGAAAGUGUGGAGCUGACGUUGCAGAUUCUUAUUACCUGUUUAGUAAAUUAAGCCCAGGAUCACGUAAGACUGAAAAACAAAACUUGUUUGGGAAACAAAAUGUUACAGUACAAACAUUAGUGAAUCCUUUUGGAGUAAAAUUUGAAAUAGUUACAACAGAGAAAGCAAGAUGUGAUAACAUAGGACCUCGUCAAGGUGCUGACUCUUGGUACCCGGGCUACACAUGGCGCAUAUGUACAUGUCCUCAUUGUGGACAACAUCUUGGUUGGACAUUUGACAGUUCUAAAAACUCUGAGGUUGGCAAUGACAAAUCUCACACUCAAGAACAGUCAUUUCAUGGACUAAUACUGAGUAACAUUCUUGGAGAAAAUUUUACAGAUUCAUUGAUAAUGAUGCCGAAAAUAUACAAAAUGUAAAAUAUUGCAGACUAUAUAAUUUUAUAAAAUAAUAUUUCUAUUUAAAUAAAAACAAUGUUAUA
Messenger RNA from Achroia grisella, 813 nucleotides. RefSeq names its product protein cereblon-like. The record is from RefSeq and is a predicted model, not a curated record. The transcript has 4 exons. Bases 224 to 751 code for a protein of 175 amino acids. Lineage: Eukaryota; Metazoa; Arthropoda; Insecta; Lepidoptera; Pyralidae.